AUGGUACAAAAUUUCUCUCUCAGACAUUGCAUUCCAUUUUCAAGGUUGUUCCCAAUCAAGCCGGUGCUACGCUCUCUCGGACCACUUGGCAGUUCCCUUUACACGAUCUAUGAUUGUAAAGUUUUCAAGAGACACCUCGAGGGGCUUUCAACGGGCCUAGGAAACCACAUCACGCGGCGGCAGAACAGAAAAUCCGUUAUCUUAAAGCAUCUGCCCUCACCAUCAUCAACACCUAUCUCUAUAGCUGAAAACGCGACGUCCGCUAUUGCCGAUCACGACGAUAUAGCCAAGUCGCUAUCAACACCGCUUUUAGUCUAUUCGGACGGCAGCUUGGUUAAUAAGAAACUCGCUGCAGCUGCUGUAGCACCUUCCAUCGAUAUAACCUCGCAAGCAUGCUUGGACCGAAAAAGUGGCUUCACGGCAAACACAGCCGAGCUUGUAGCAAUCUGGAUGGCCGUUGAUAUUGCCACUCAAGCCAAACACCAAGAGGCUGUAGUUUUCACCGAUAGCCAAGCAGCUCUCCACAUGAUUCGAGAUACGAAAAGAGCUUCAAAGGAUGAUAUCGUCAGACUAGUUACCAGAAGCUUAGCGGAUGCUCAUUCUACGGGGUUAAAUAUCAGGCUGCAGUGGGUGCCCGCACACAAAGGGAUCCUUGGGAAUACUAAAGCAGACAAACUUGCAAAGAAGGCGGCAAAGUCACAGCCGAAAAGCUUGUAA
Molecule: messenger RNA, 717 nt
Organism: Aplosporella prunicola CBS 121167
Lineage: Eukaryota; Fungi; Ascomycota; Dothideomycetes; Botryosphaeriales; Aplosporellaceae
Exons: 1
Coding region: 1-717 (238 amino acids)
Molecular function (GO): RNA-DNA hybrid ribonuclease activity; nucleic acid binding
Source: RefSeq, a predicted model, not a curated record